GCGCGGUGGGGACGCCGGCGAGACUUCUUUCCAUUUCUUUACAGAGCCGCGGCUCCAGACGUUGGCUGGCAUUCGCCGCGGGGCUUGGCUUUCUACUACGCCUGUCGACCGACAUCGCUGCGGCUUCUCCUUCUCCUUCUCCUUCUGCUGCUGCUGCUGCUUCUGCUUCUUCUGCUUGGUCUUCGUCUUCGGCUCUGGCCUGUUCUGUUCUGUUCGUCCUUCCUGUGCUCGUACGCGAGAGCUGUCGUUUGUCGCUGCCGCUGCCAGUGUCCUCUCGUAAGGUCGUUCCGCUUUUCUACUACUGCCUGGUACUACGCGCUCUGGAGCUGCUGGCUCCAAACGUUUCUCUUGUUUGGGGCACGCGGAGCGAUCGAGCUGCGUGAGAGAGAGAGAGAGAGAGAGAGAGUGGUGAGCAGAGAAUUUCUGCAGCGGGAAAUUUGCGGAGUAGAUGCUCGACGAAUUAGUGUGGUCCUCGCUGCUGUAUCCUCGCUUCUGCGUGAUCUCGCGACGGAGCUCGAGUGAGUCCCCGGUGCUCGUCGGCGCUGUACGAUGGACAAUCCCCAUAACCUGCCUCCUCCUCCUCCCCUGCCUCCGUCGAUGAGGCCCGGGGCUUCUUCUUCUUCUUCUGCUCCCAAUACAGGACAAGGAGCCACAUUGACGCCAGGGCUGCCGGGUCCUCCUCCUACACGUGGAGUUUCGGGGCCUCCCCAAAGGCCUUCUUCUGGGCGGCCUUCUGGUCCACCUGGAUCCUCUUCUUCGAGCUCUGCACAUAGCUUGGCAAUCGCCAAACAGUAUCCGCAAAUGCGACGGAAUGGCCUGGGCAUGAAAGGCAUGAAAUGCGAACUCGACGUGAAUCACUUCAAAGUGAAAUUUAAUCCUCGUGAUGACGUCUACCACUACAAUGUUACCAUCGAUCCCCCAACCAAGAAAGUGGUUAGCCGGAAGAUAAUGAUGAAACUGUACGAAAUCUAUGGCGAGAAGACCCUCAUGGGAAAAAAAUUCGCUUACGAUGGGGAGAAGAGUCUCUUUAGUGUUGGGUCAUUGGAUUUCAACAGUAGAGAGUUUCAGGUCUCCCUGGAAGAUGAUCCCGGGCGUGGUCCCCGACGCAUCAAUGUGGUACGAGAAGAAUACGCGGAUGAUGAAGACGGGAGGGCUGCGCAAAGAAGGAGGGCUGGAGGUCGAGAUUUUAGAGUACAGAUUGAAUUUGCUGCGAAGGUGAACAUGAAGGCUAUUGACUUGGUUUUGAAAGGAGAGCGCGAUGAUACUGCACAAGAUGCUCUGCGCGUUCUUGAUAUCGUGCUGCGUGAGCAUGCGGCUAGGAGGAGUUACCUCUUGAUCCGAGAUUGUUACUUCCACAAAUCUCUCGGACCCGUCGGAGAAAUCGGAGAGGGAGUCCAAUCAUGGAGGGGCUACCACGUGUCGUUCAGACCAACAUCCGGAAACUGCUUAACGCUAAAUUUUGAUCUGUCGACUACAACCUUGAUCAAGCCUUUGCCUGUAUUAUUGUUCAUUCAAGAGCACUGCAAGAAGGAAGUUCGCAAUUUCAGAGAUGCGGACUGGCAAAAGGCGAAGAGGGUCCUGAAGGGUCUGCAAGUGGAAACCUACUCCGGGCGAAAGGAGAAGAUUUUGGGGUUCAGUCCGCAGGCUUGCGAUGUUACUUCAUUUGCGAAGAAGAUGAAGAACGCUGCAGGUGAUGUGGUUGAGUCUGUUGACAUAACCGUAGCAGACUACUUCAUUAAAGAACGGAACCUGACGUUGAAGUACACUAAUCUGCCAUGCCUUGACGUCGGCAGAGCCAGCAAGCCCGUGUAUCUGCCUAUCGAGCUGUGCAAACUCGUGGAGGGUCAAAGAUAUAAAAGAAAUCUGAAUGGGAUUCAACGGAAGAACCAUAUCGACCAAGCCAGGCAGGGUCCCGAUGAACGGCGGAAGAUUGUGCAAGAUGCGAUGGACGUCAAUGAUUACAAUUCAGACGAACUCGUGACAGAGUUCAACGUUCAGAUUGACAAGAAAAUGGCUCGUGUACAGGGCCGUGUCUUGGAGCCCCCAAGUUUAACUUUCGGGAAUAAGGAGGAGAAACCAAUGAACGGCCGCUGGAACUUCAAUUCGAAGAAAAUGAAGGUUGCAGUCACAAUCGACAAGUGGGCGGUUGCCAACUUCGGUCGUGUGCCCGUGGAUGCGCUUGCAACUCAGCUGAGGGCUGUGUGUGCACAGAAGGGAAUGACUCUGUCUCAAGCUGUCAUAGUCAACGAGAACCGGAAUAUGUCCAACCGUUCUGCUGAGGAUCGCGUGGCCGAUAUGCUGUACCAGCAGCUGAAGGUUCAUCAGCCUCAGUUUGUUCUGGCAAUCUUGCCUGAGAAGUCCUCUGAACUGUAUGCCCCUUUCAAGAAGAUCUGUGAAACUGUGAUCGGAAUUGUCACUCAGUGCAUCGUCCCGCCUCGUAAUGUUAAGGACCAGUACUUGACCAAUGUGGCUUUAAAAAUCAACCUGAAGUGGGGAGGCUACAACACUGUUUUGACGCAGGAGGAGAAGAGGUUGUUGCCGAAGGUGUCAGCUGUGCCUACGGUGAUAUUCGGUUUGGAUGUGUCGCAUGGAUCUCCUGGUGAUGCGAACUCUCCGUCAAUAGCCGCAGCUGUUGCUUCCAUGAACUGGCCAUUUAUGUCCCAGUAUGCACCAAGAGUCCGAGCUCAAGCGCCAAAAACGGAAAUGAUUGAGGGUCUGUACGAAGAAAUCGAUGGAAAACCAGGGGGCAUGGUCAUGGAACUCCUGAAGGAAUUUUACAGUACUUGCCAGGGAUCUAUCAAAGACAGGAAACCUCAGCAGAUCAUUAUUUACAGGGAUGGAGUGAGUGAGUCUCAGUUCGAACAGGUCAUUGAGAAAGAACUGAUCGCCUUCAAGAAAGCUUGCAGAGCACUUGAACCUAACCAAGAUUAUAAUCCCGGAAUAACCCUUGUAGUUGUGCAAAAGCGGCAUCAUACUCGGUUUUUUCCCGCAAAGGGUGGUGGGAAUGUUAAGCCAGGUACCGUUGUGGACACGGACGUUUGCCAUCCUCGAGAUAACGACUUCUUCCUCAUGAGUCACAACGGGCUGAUAGGUACAACCCGACCAACGCACUAUCACGUCCUCUAUGACGAAAUCGGUUUUACACCGGACGAGUUGCAGCACCUCACGCAUUGCCUCUGCUACAGCUACGCGAGGUGCACAACGGCUGUUUCUGUCGCUGCCCCUGCCUACUACGCGCACUUAGCUGCCCAACACUGCCGUAACUUCGUCGAUUCCGAUUCUUCUGGGUCAGAAUCAUCUUCAAUGACUGCGAGAGCUGGAAGAGUGCACCGACUCCCUGCUUUGAAACCUCAGCUGAACAAGAAAAUGUUCUAUGCUUGAAGUUUUUGCACUAGCAAGUAUGGCUUAAAUUUUGUCUAUUCUUAACCCAACGAGCGCGAGGGCAGCAACGGACCAUCAUCGAGUGAAAUAUCAAAUCGAGGAGGAUCGAAUGGUCUUGUAGGGUUACCUGGAGAAUCUGGAGUGUCUUUUAAUCGUCGAGAUAUUCGGUGUUGUAUUCUUCAGAAGUGGCUUCGUGGAGAGUAAUGGAGGAACGUGUAGUUCAUGUUAAACUAGUGGAUCUUGUUAAAUGUCUCCUAAGCUGCUUCAAAGUCUGUACAGAUACGAAAGAAUCAAGUUCGGUGUAAAAUCUGCGGUCAGAAGGCACUGCUUCAAAUGUACGUUGUAGAAAGCGUAGGAUACUGUACGAAAUUAGUGGAGUAGUUUUUCGUUUAUUGUUAGUCUCGUAGGAAAUUUUUCCAAUGUGUUCAUUAGACACUUAUUCAAUUGAAUCGCAAGUUGAAUCGUCCAUAUUGUGGUUGAG
This is a messenger RNA of Marchantia polymorpha subsp. ruderalis, 3862 nucleotides long. NCBI's taxonomy places the organism in Eukaryota, Viridiplantae, Streptophyta, Marchantiopsida, Marchantiales, Marchantiaceae. The record is from the annotation of a GenBank genome assembly.